Linum trigynum is the source of this 2146-nucleotide messenger RNA. Lineage: Eukaryota; Viridiplantae; Streptophyta; Magnoliopsida; Malpighiales; Linaceae. The record is from the annotation of a GenBank genome assembly.
AUUUAUACAUAAACCGCACCUUUAAGGUGCGUUUUGCGCCGGAACCGCACCUCCACGGAGCGGUCUGUGUUGGGUAGGGGUGAACAAACACACCCGCAAACCGACCCACCCGUCCAACCCGACCCAACCCAUCCGUAUUUAUCGCUAAAUCGAAGGUUUUGGGUUGGGUGAGGGUUUUCUUUUGUACAACCCGCCUCUUUUGGAUUGGGUUUGGAUUUUGGAUUACACAACCCGUAGAACCCGACCCAACCAGUGUUCCAAUUGUUGGUAUGAGUUCGUAUCCAAAAAAAUAUUUAUGUCGUAUAUAGUCAUACUUAUGAGAAAAUUAAGAUAUUUCACCAUGUUUUUCUCUUAAAGUCUCACUAAUCUAAUGCAUUCUUCAACUUAAAGUUUAGACAUAUAUUUAAUAUAGCCAUGAUUCAUGUAAAACUUUUUUCUUGUGUACAAUUUUAAAAGAAUAUCAUAUUAUGGAUGCGUUCAUUUGUAACCUUUUUAGCCUAUUUCAACAAAUGUCGUGAAAAAAACUAGACAUAAGUUGAAGUAAAUCAAGUUUUAUUAAAAUUCAAACAAUAUUUGUGAAUUUUGAUACCUUUCACCUCGGUUUAUUCGUUUGAAUUUUUAAUUUGUUAUAAAAUAUUUUUAUGAUGUAGAAUAAUUACAUAUUUUGUGUUGGGUUGGGUUUUUACUUAAAAAUAUCGCCAACCCGACCCAACCCAAUUAGAAACAAACCGUAAGGUUUAGAUUUUUUUGGAUGGGUUUGGGUUUAAUAUUUCCCAAACCGUAGUGCAUGGAUCGGGUGAUUAAAAUGCCUAAACCUGGACCACCCGACCCAUGUACACCCCUAGUGUUGGGUGGCAGCGGCCUUGCAAACCGCAGGAUUGGGUGGCGAUCCAGCGGGCAAGAGCAACGCCACGUCAGCGAUCCGCUCCGUGGAUCGAAGAACGCAGCGAGGAGGAGCGGUUUUGGAGCGUGGAUCGCGGAGCGCAACGGGAGGGAGCGGUCAGCGCCUCGGGACGCGGAGACCGCAUCGGGAGGGAGCGGUUUCUGCUAUGGCAAAAUUACCAGACCGCCCCUGAAGGGUGCAGUCUGAAAUAGUAUAAAUACCCCAUCCCCUCUCUCAUUUUUUCACACCACAACCAUUCUCCACUCUCUCUCUAGAAUUAUCUCUCUAAACCCUCCCCUCCCAAAAGCCUAGGAAAUAGUGGUCUGUUGGUUGCGGCUAAGUCUGAUCUGCCAUCAUAAAACAUUUCUUAGGUUUUUUCCUCAAAACCCGCCGAGCCGAAUCCCUGUCCGAAUUUCCCGAAAAAUGGCCGAUUGGUGGCAAGGAGAGGGAGUUUAUGUUGAUGAAUUUCAAGCGGUACGUACUCAUUAUUCUGGUUUAAUUUUUGUUGUUGUUAUAAGCUUUUUAAUUAAUCUAUGUACUAACCUCGUUGUUAUUUUCUCGUAGGUUGGGGAGAACGUGGAUAUAUACAACCAACGGUAUUAUCUCGAGCAAGGACCGUUGGAUCCAACCGACUUGUACGACCAACCCAACCAUCGGUCAAGGGAUGUUUGGAACGAUCACCCGGUACAUACAAUUCUUUACCAUUUGUCCUUUUUUUAUUUUGUUAAUGUAUUUAGUGGAAUAUAAAAUAAAUUUAUGUUGAAUUUUUAAUCGUGUUGGUUGUUUUCAAUAAUUUAAUCAAAUACAUAGCGCCACUUACUUCGACUCUUUAUAAAGAGAUGCACGUCUAAGAAAAUGGGGUUUUAAGCGAUUAUCAUAUCCUCCCAUUCCCUGGUAAAAUCGGGUAUUAAGAGAUCCUCGGAUCCCCCCUUUUUCUGUCAAAAAGACUGCGUUUCUAAGAAGAUGUAUACCUCUUCUAAGAGUCUAACGAGUGUUGCUUGUAUUCGAUUAAAUUAUUUAAAACAACCAAUACGAUUAAAUUAUUUACCAAACAACCAAUACGAUUUAUUUUGAUGUGUACAAAAUGAAUUUUAUUAAUUUCAAACAUUUGAAUAUGUAUGUUUCUCUUUAAAUUAUUAUUCAUUGACAAUGUCAUUUAUUUUAGUUAAUUUAGUAUGUUUGUUUUACGAUAAUAUGUAUGUAUCUCUUUAAAUUAUUAUUCAUUUAGAAUGUUAUUAUGUUAAAUAAUUUAGGAUGUUUGUU